Helianthus annuus (common sunflower) is the source of this 1870-nucleotide messenger RNA. Its product is annotated as protein IQ-DOMAIN 1. The record is from RefSeq and is a predicted model, not a curated record. The transcript has 5 exons. Bases 268 to 1632 code for a protein of 454 amino acids. Gene Ontology annotation, molecular function: protein binding. NCBI's taxonomy places the organism in Eukaryota, Viridiplantae, Streptophyta, Magnoliopsida, Asterales, Asteraceae.
UGGGGUCAAUCCAUACAAAACCAGCUGUUACUUAUUAUUCUUCUUCUCUCCAACACCCAUGAACAAGAUCUGGUUUUCUAUCUCUUUCUCACAGGCCCCCAUCUUUUUAUCUUCUUCUCUUUUGUUUUCUGUUCUUCUAUACAUGCCAAAAUUCACACCCUUUUGAAACUUACACCCUCAAAGAUCCAACCAAGAUUCACUUAAUUGUAAGCCUCUUGAAUCCUUAAACCACUGUUUACUUGUUGGCUAAUCGAUAAAUCAUAAGUAAUGGGGAGAAAAGGCAAUUGGUUAUCGUCGAUUAAAAAGGUGUUGAGUCCAAGCUCCAAAGAAAAGAAAAAUCAGAAAUCAAAGAAGAACGCAUAUGCGGAUGAUAAAUCGUUAGAACCACCUGUUGCUCCAAUAGUAGCUCCAACAGUGGCUCCGAAUCCUCCGAUAGUAGAACCUGAUAAUUCUCAUCAGAUUCCGCCACUGGAAGAAGUGAAACCGAUUGAGGUGGAGGAUGAGCAGGCAAAACAUGCCUAUUCAGUUGCGGCAGCAGCUGCCGCUGCAUCUCAGGCUGCUGCCGCCGCUGCCCAGGCUGCUGCUGAGUCUGUUCGACUCGCUGAGUUGACUCGGUAUUCAGGGAAAUCAAAGGAGGAAGUAGCUGCUAUCAGAAUUCAAACCACGUUUCGUGGGUACUUGGCAAGAAGAGCUUUGAGGGCAUUAAGAGGUCUAGUGAGAUUGAAGACACUGGUUGAAGGUCCUGCUGUGAAACGACAAACAGCGAACACGCUUAAAUGCAUGCAAAACUUGUCUCGCGUGCACUCUCAAAUCAAUUCUAGAAGGAUCCGAAUGUCCGAGGAGAAUCAAGCACUUCAAAAACAACUCCUUCAAAAACGCGCUAAAGAAAUCGAGAGCUUGCAGAUGGGAGAAGAGUGGAACGAUAGUCUGCAAUCAAAAGAAGAGAUCGAAGCAAAACUACUAAGCAAAUAUGAGGCGACAAUGAGACGGGAAAGGGCAAUGGCGUAUUCAUUUUCUCAUCAGCAACCAUGGAAGAAGUCAUCAAGGACAACAAACUUGCUCUUCAUGGACCCCACAAAUCCGCAAUGGGGUUGGAGCUGGCUCGAGAGAUACAUGGCGGCCCGCCCAUUAGCUGACAAAGAUCACGCAAGUGAUCACGCAUCGGUCAGAAGCGGUAUCAACAUCACCGGGAGCGAAAUCGCCAAGUCAUACGCCCGUCACCAACUCAACUCCACGCCUCCAACCCCGCAAGCAAAGGCGGGUGUUCCCAUCGGGUCACGAAAGUUCAAGCCGGGCCCAGAUGAGGACACGAAGAGUGUUUUUAGCGUGCAGUCGGAGAAGAAUCGAAGACAUAGCAUUGCGGGUUCUUCGGUUAGAGAUGACGAGAGUUUGGCUAGCUCACCGUCGGUUCCUAGCUACAUGGCGCCUACCAAGUCCGCGAAAGCUAAAUUACGCGGUCAAAGCCCGUUGGGCCCGGUUGAGAUCAAUGAUGUGACCACCCCGGAAAAAGGGUCGGGUUUGAACGCUAAGAAACGGCUUUCGUUUCCGGCGUCACCGGCUAGGCCUCGGCGUCAUUCGGGCCCGCCAAAGGUAGGAAGCAACAUUGGCAUUGGUGUGGAACAGAAUGUGUAGGCAAGUGAGUAAAGAAAGUAUUGUGCAAUGUUUAGUAAAUUAAUUCUAUAAGGUCUACUACAUUAAGAAAAGAAAAGAAAAGAAAGUAAAGAUUUAUUUGUUGUGAUUUAAGUUAUUUGAUUGAGGGAUGAAAGGUUAAGGUUUGUGUCUGAAUUCUUUCUUUCUUUCUUGUUUGUCUUGUGUGCAUGUUCAAAAUGAAUAUUAAAAAUUACUUUGAUUGAGAUUAAUUUUUUUAUUA